Mercenaria mercenaria is the source of this 2028-nucleotide messenger RNA. RefSeq names its product folate receptor beta-like. The record is from RefSeq and is a predicted model, not a curated record. Gene Ontology annotation, cellular component: external side of plasma membrane. Bases 18 to 701 code for a protein of 227 amino acids. The transcript has 4 exons. Lineage: Eukaryota; Metazoa; Mollusca; Bivalvia; Venerida; Veneridae. Gene Ontology annotation, molecular function: signaling receptor activity.
CAUUAUUUAAUUCCAGGAUGUUUUCGACAAGACUCUUAGCACUCGUUUCUCUGUGUGCCUUGGUCUCUACCAAGGAGCACCCAGAUCUUCUUAAUACUUGUUUCGAUGCAAGGUACCACAAAGACACGCCCUCUCCAGAAGAAGAACUACACGGUCAGUGCGCACCAUGGAAAGACAGAUCCUGUUGUUAUUACAACACUACAAAGGCAUUCCACGAUAGUGAUGUUUGGCUUGGGUUUACAUACAACCAUUGCGGUCCUGACCAUUCACUCUCCGAAACUUGCAGGCAAUGGUUUAACAAAGAUAUGUGUUUCUACGACUGUUCACCAAACACAGGACCUUGGAUAGUAGACAACGUCAUACGUAUAAGAAACGAGCGAUUCAUGCAUGUGCCUUUCUGUGCGAGUCAAUGCAAUGCAUGGUGGGAAGCCUGCAAGAACGAGUUUACUUGUCAUGAUACUUGGGGCAAAGGAUUCAAUUACUCAACAGGGAUAAACACGUGCCCCAAUGGCAAAAUUUGCAGACCAUUUGCAGAAAUAUACGAGAAUGAUGCGACCACCUUUUGCGAGAAAAUAUGGUACUACUCCUGGAAAGUGGUUCCAGAUGACCAGCCUUGUAUGAAAAUUGAUUUUACUGGAAAGAACCCAAACGACGAUGUGACCAAAUUUUACGCCGGCCAGAGAAGCGGAGUUUUGGGCUAAAAUAUUUACAUUAAUCCACAUUUACGAAUCACAGUUAUAAGAAAAACUUUUAUUUUGUUUGCUGAUGCUUCAUUGUUCCUUGUGUUUGAAAAUAUUUUAUUUUACUGAUUUGAACUAUAUAUACGAGAACAUCAGCCACAAUGCAAUUUUAUUGUUCCUUUUACGACUCUUGUCUAGAUUUUGCUACUCGUUCAUGUUUAUUUAACAAAUAAUAAGUUACCAAGUGUGGUUUAUCGUAGAAUUACCCGUGUUUUGAGUUUUUAUGCGCAAGAAUGUGUCACGAAAGCCGUAGGCCUGAGUGAUAUAUUGUUUCGCAUAAGAACGAAAAACUCGGGUUAUUCUACGAUACAUCACACUUGGGAAAUUCUUAUUUCGAUUCUAACACGACAUACUAGUAUCAACAGUGUUAGAAAAAAUGGUAACUACUUUUUACGACAUAAACUACACUUCGUGCUACGCACCUGGAUUAUUCUAUACAUAGACGAUGACAUCACUACUUUGCACGUGCAUGGGUUAUCGCAAAAUAUCCGUUGAUUAAUUUUCUCCUAUGUGUAUAUAGGUUAUUUGCUGGUUCUGUUAGAAUAAUAUAUAUAUUAAUUAAACCAUAACUUGAUAGAAUUUCUAAGAAAUAUAUAUUGAACAAACCAGCUUGCCACCGAUUAGUUAUGUUGCCAAUAAAAUAAAAAAAAAAUCUUAAAAAUAGUUUAUUUUGUUGAUGGCAGAUCAAAUGUUCAACCUAAUCAUAAAUAAUAAUAACUUCAUAUGAAUUUACUCAUUGCACGACUUCAACCUUUUGUUGAAAACUCACAAAAAUGCAAAAACUGUAUAGAAUUUACAGACAGGGCGAUAACAUUAGGACGGUAGAAAAUGCGUCAAACCAGUAUAACGUCGUUUUCAUUUAAGAAAUAUAAAUCCAAUUCAUUUUGUCUACAGAUUGGCCUACUUUAUUUUCAUGGUAAUGAUAUAGUAAGAGUACAGAGACUGGGCUCACAGGAUGACAACAGUUAUCGGCUAGACAAUACAUGAUGUUUCGUGAAAGUGUCAAAAGCGUUUAUAAAAACGUCAAACAUUUGGGCUGUGAUAAGAGAAAUCCCUGCAGUUUGAAUGAUUGUCAAACAAAUAAUGGAUAGAUGUCUUAAAGGAAAACACACGGUCUAUGAGCGCAGCCUUCAUAAACCCUAUAUAGAAAUGUAUGUCUGGAUGUGUACAUAAGUAACAUAUUCAUACAAGAGGUGUAAAUCUUGUCUCAGAGAUUUCGAGUUUGAAUGGUAAUAUAUGCUUUUAUGAGUCGGUAGUUAAAUGAAAAAUAACAAAAAGAAACCUUUUG